AUGACUACCGCCGCCAGUGUUUUUCCACCAUUGGAGGCCCGUCCGCUCAAGGACACCAUUGUUUUGUUUGAUGUUGACGAGACUCUCACCAAGGCCAGACGAACUGUCACUCCAGAGAUGCUAGAGCUGCUCUCGCGCCUCCGUCACAAGUGUGCAAUUGGUUACGUGGGCGGUUCCAAUUUCGUAAAGCAGCAGGAGCAGCUGGGUUCAUCCAGCGUCGAUGUUACUACUCUGUUUGAUUUCUGCUUCCCCGAGAACGGUCUAGUUGCCUACCGCUUGGGCAAACCGCUUUCCAGCAACAGCUUUAUCCAAUGGCUUGGGGAGGAGAAAUACCAGGAGCUGGCAGACUUCUGUCUGAGCUACAUCUCUAAAGUGAAGCUGCCCAAGAAGCGUGGUACUUUUAUUGAGUUCCGCAAUGGCAUGAUCAAUGUCAGCCCUAUUGGACGUAACGCCAGUAUCGAGGAACGAGACGAGUUCGAGGCUUAUGACAAGAUUCACAACAUUCGGAAGGAUUUGGUGGAAGCCCUGAAGAAGCAGUUCCCGGACUAUGGUCUCACCUUCUCCAUCGGUGGUCAAAUUUCUUUCGAUGUCUUCCCUACUGGCUGGGAUAAGACUUACUGCCUGCAGCAUGUUGCAGCUGAGAAGGACAUCACUGGCACCGAGUACAAGAAUAUUCACUUCUUCGGUGACAAGUGUUUUGUUGGAGGCAAUGACUAUGAGAUUUACUCCGACUCCCGCACCAUAGGUCACUCAGUCGAGGGCCCUGAUGAUACCAUGAAGCAGCUACAGGAGAUCUUUGAUCUUUGA
Molecule: messenger RNA, 807 nt
Organism: Penicillium pulvis
Lineage: Eukaryota; Fungi; Ascomycota; Eurotiomycetes; Eurotiales; Aspergillaceae
Gene: sec53
Product: phosphomannomutase SEC53
Exons: 5
Coding region: 1-807 (268 amino acids)
Biological process (GO): GDP-mannose biosynthetic process; protein N-linked glycosylation; mannose metabolic process
Cellular component (GO): cytosol
Molecular function (GO): phosphomannomutase activity
Source: RefSeq, a predicted model, not a curated record